This is a messenger RNA of Melampsora larici-populina 98AG31, 1662 nucleotides long. Its product is annotated as family 1 glycosyltransferase. The coding region runs from base 1 to 1662 and encodes 553 amino acids. Gene Ontology annotation, biological process: carbohydrate metabolic process. The transcript is spliced from 9 exons. Lineage: Eukaryota; Fungi; Basidiomycota; Pucciniomycetes; Pucciniales; Melampsoraceae. The record is from RefSeq and is a predicted model, not a curated record. Gene Ontology annotation, molecular function: UDP-glycosyltransferase activity; hexosyltransferase activity.
AUGUUUCAAUCAACUACCUCUGAUUUCCUUAAUUUCAAACCUAAUCGAACACUUCAUAUCACUUGCCUUACCAUCGGUAGCCGUGGUGAUGUUCAACCUUAUAUUGCACUAUGUAACGAGUUGGCUAAAGAUGGUCAUCGGACCCGAAUUGCUAGUCAUGGUGAAUAUAAAGAUUGGAUCGAAGGUUAUGGUAUUGAAUUUGUUGAGAUUGGUGGUGAUCCAGCUGAGUUGAUGAAGAUUUGUGUGGACAAUGGAAUGUUCACCUUGUCAUUCUUAAAGGAAGGACUCACCAAAUUCAGAGGAUGGUUAGACGAUUUACUAUCAAGUGCUUAUGAAGCAUGUCAGGGAACCGAUCUUCUGAUUGAAAGUCCCUCGACCAUGGCAGGGAUUCAUGUAGCUGAAGCUUUAGGAAUCCCUUACUUUAGAGCGUUCACCAUGCCUUGGACUCGCACUCGUACUUAUCCGCAUGCAUUCGCUGUACCUGAUCAUAGGAUGGGAGGAGGUUAUAACUAUAUGACGUAUACGGUUUUUGAUCAAGUUUUCUGGAGAGCAAUUUCAGGACAAGUGAAUAGAUGGAGAAAAGAAAAACUAGGAUUGAGAUCCACUACAUUUGAUAAGAUGGAAUGUCAUAAAGUACCGUUCUUAUACAACUUUAGUCCUUCGAUUGUACCUAUGCCAAUUGAUUGGUUCGAAUGGGUUCAUAUUACUGGAUAUUGGUUUUUAGACGAAGGUCAAGGUGAGGAUGAUAAAAAGAUUGAUCAAGAAUUGAUCAAGUUCUUGAAUAGGUCUAGAGAGAUGGGAAAGAAAAUUGUUUAUAUUGGAUUUGGAUCGAUUGUGGUUCCAGAUCCAAUAGGAUUAUCAAAGAUGGUAAUAGAAGCAGUAGAAAAAUCAGGAGUUCAUGCAGUGGUAUCAAAAGGAUGGUCAGAUCGAAUGAGUAAAAAAGAUAAUCAACCACAAAAAGAAAAUCAAACUAAAGAAGAUGACGAAUUGAUCAAUGAAUCUGAACAAAUCUUUAAUUUACAAUCUGUACCACAUGAUUGGUUGUUUCCUAAGAUUGAUGCGGUUUGUCAUCAUGGUGGGGCUGGUACUACUGGUGCUAGUCUUAGAGCUGGAGUUCCUACCAUUAUUCGACCAUUUUUUGGUGAUCAAUAUUUUUGGGCAGAUCGAGUCGAAAAAUUAGGAAUUGGAUUAGGAUUAAAAAAGAUGAAUGUGAAAAGUUUAUGUAAAGCAUUAGAGAUUGGAACUAAAGAUGAAGUGAUGAUUAAGAAAGCCAAGAUGAUUGGAGAAUUGAUUAGAUCAGAAUCUGGAGUUAGUAAAGCUGUUGAAAGUAUUUAUCGAGAUUUAGAAUACGCGAAAUCAUUGAUUAAAAAGAACAAAACCAAAGAACUCGGAGGAGAAGAAGAAGACCAAGAAAACCAAGAAGAAGAAGAAGAAAAUCAAAUGGAAUCAUCAGAUCAAUGUGAGAUUGAAGAAUCAGGAUCAGGAGAAACAGAAGAAAGUCAGUUGGAAGAAUUAGAUGGAUGUGAAGGAUUGGAAGGAGAUGAUGAAGAAGACCUAGAAGAAGGAGAAGGAGCAGAAGGAGAAGGAGAAGAGGAAGAUAAUUCAUCUUGGGAUCAUUUAUCUCAACCUUCAAUGUCACCUUUCUUUGGUCCAUUAUCAUAA